GAGCAGAGUGAGCUGGGCCCCUCAGUGCCGCCACCACCUGAGAGAGCCUGACGGGCAGGCCACCUCCACGCGUCAGGAGCCCCCCAUUCUCUGCACCAUGAGCACCACCACGAGCCCAGAAGCCGCCCCCAAGCCAAGUGCCAAGUCUAUCUAUGAGCAGAGGAAGCGUUAUUCCACUGUGGUUAUGGCAGACGUUUCCCAGUAUCCAGUCAAUCACCUGGUGACGUUCUGCCUGGGGGAGGAGGACGGCGUGCACACCGUGGAGGACGCCUCGCGGCGGCUGGCCCUCAUGGACCGCCAGGGCCGCGUCUGGGCGCAGGACAUGCUGCUGCGCGUGUCUCCGGACCACGUCACGCUGCUCGACCCCACGUCCAAGGAGGAACUGGAGUCCUACCCGCUGGGUGCCAUCGUGCGCUGCGACGCGGUGGCGCUGCCGGGCCGGAGCCGCUCGCUGCUGCUGCUCGUGUGCCAGGAGCCGGAGCGCGCGCAGCCCGACGUGCACUUCUUCCAGGGCCUGCGGCUAGCGGCGGAGCUGAUCCGAGAGGACAUCCAGGGCGCUCUGCACUACUACCGGUCCGGCCGCGGGGAGCGCAGGACCGCAGCGCUCAGGGCUACGCGAGAGGAGCUGCAGCGCCGCCCCUCGCCGGCCGCCGAGACCCCUCCAUUGCAGCGCCGCCCGUCGAUCCGCGCGGUCAUCAGCACGGGGGAGGCGGGCCGGGGGCGACCCCAGGCCGAGCCCAUCCCGGAGGUGGAAGAGCCCCCGAGGCCGCGGCCCGGCCUGGCGGGGACCUCAGGCAGCGCUGUCCCGGCCUCCCCAGAUCUGGGCCCCCGGGGCCAGGACCUGGCCGGUCUGCAGGCAGAGCGGGAAGUGGACAUCCUCAACCACUUGUUCGACGACGUGGAGAGUUUUGUAUCGAAGCUGCAGAAGUCUGCGGAGGCAGCCCGGGUGCUGGAGCAUAGGGAGCGCGGCCGCAGGACCCGGCGGCGGGUGGCGGGGGAGGGCCUCCUGACGCUGCGGGCCAAGCCGCCCUCCGAGGGCAAGUACACGGACGUGCUUCAGAAAAUCAAGUACGCCUUCAGCCUGCUGGUGAGAACGCGUCCGGGCCGGGCCGUCAGAGGGCUGGAGCUGCCCCCAGAGGAAGGCUCCCCAUACAGCCCUGAGUUCUCCAGUGGCUGGGAGCCGCCGGCCACUGACCCACAGGGCCGUGCCUGGGAGGACCCGGUAGACAAACAGCUGCAGCAUGAGCGGCGGCGCCAUCAGCAAAGUGCCCCCCAGGUCGCUGUCAAUGGUCACCAAGACCCGGAACCAGAGGCUGAGCCCCAGCUGGAGCCCGAGGGGAAGUGGGUCCUUUGUAACUAUGACUUCCAGGCCCGCAACAGCAGUGAGCUAUCGGUGCAGCAGCAGGACGUGCUGGAGGUCCUGGAUGACCGGCGUAAGUGGUGGAAGGUUCGGGACCAGCGAGGCCAGGAGGGAUACGUGCCCUAUAAUAUCCUGACCCCCCACCGGGGGCCUCAGGCAAGCCGCAGCCUGGAGGACAGCACUCCCCCUCCCCUACCGGCCCCAGCUCCUGCCUCCCCUCGGCCCCCCUGGGACAGCUGCGAUAGCCUCAACUUGGACCCUGUAGAGAAAGAGAAAUUCUCCCAGAUGCUGUGUGUCAACGAGGAGCUGCAGGCGCGCCUGGCCCAGGGCCGCUCGGGCCCCAGCCGCCCCGCCCCGGGUCCCCGCGCCCAGGAGCCGCAGCUCAGCCCGCACUCGGACGCCUCGGAGGUCCGCGCCUGGCUGCAGGCCAAGGGGUUUAGCGCUGGGACCGUGGCCGCGCUGGGUGUGCUGACUGGGGCGCAGCUCUUCUCCCUGCAAAAGGAGGAGCUGCGGGCCGUGAGCCCCGAGGAGGGGGCCCGCGUGUACAGCCAGGUCACCGUGCAGCGGGCGCUGCUGGAGGACAGAGAGAAAGUGUCAGAGUUGGAGGCGGUGAUGGAGAAGCAAAAGAAGAAGGUGGAAGGCGACGUGCAAACGGAGGUUAUCUGACGCGACCCGGCUCCUCUGCCCCGUGUUGCGAGAAGCCCCGUGGGAGAAGGGGCUCUGCGGACUGCGCCCACCGGUGGAAGCAGAGCCCUCCCGAAGGCUCCACACCUGUACGGUGGAGUCUCCUGAGUGAGCGGACUGGCCGUGAGUGGGAGGGAAGGGCCACACUCGGGCCCUGGCACACUGUGAUCCGCCGCCCAGUCUAUAAACAGCCUCCUU
Molecule: messenger RNA, 2242 nt
Organism: Hyaena hyaena (striped hyena)
Lineage: Eukaryota; Metazoa; Chordata; Mammalia; Carnivora; Hyaenidae
Gene: EPS8L1
Product: EPS8 like 1
Exons: 18
Coding region: 98-2026 (642 amino acids)
Biological process (GO): Rho protein signal transduction; regulation of Rho protein signal transduction; positive regulation of ruffle assembly
Cellular component (GO): ruffle membrane; plasma membrane; vesicle
Molecular function (GO): actin binding
Source: RefSeq, a predicted model, not a curated record